AUGGACACUCGUGAGACGACAAAAUCCGACUCUGCGCAUUUGGAAAAUGUGGCAAACCUGCCAGACAAGUUGACAGUGUGUGUUUCAUCGCCGUGGAAAUGUAUAGCUGAGAAUCCCGUGGUGAUUCUGUUCUGUCUCUAUGGCAAUCUUGGCGCGUUGAUGUAUGGGUUCGAUAACCUGGUGUUGUCGCUGGCACUCUCCAUGCCUGGAUUUGAGAUUCAAUUUGGCGAGCUUAGCAAUGGAUCCUAUGUUAUUCCAGCGUAUUGGCAAUCUCUGUGGAGUGCCAUGUCCCAGGUUGCCACCAUGUUGGGAGCUACCACCGCUGGACCGGUGCAGGAUCGUUUCGGUCGUCGUGCUUCUUUCCUGCUAGGUGCGAUAUUCUCCGUUGCAGGUGUAGCCGUCGUGUAUACAGCAUCAACUCCGGGAGUUUUCCUCGCGGGAAAGAUUGUCAAUGGCCUGUCUCUGGGUAUCUGCUUGACGAGUGGACAGACGUACAUUUCCGAAGUGUCUCCAAUGCAGAUUCGUGGCAUUGCCCUGUCUGCCUUUACUUUCUGCAUGAACCUUGGAUACAUGAUUGCUGCUUCCGUUGCGCUACCCCGUAUGUCGAUGGUAACACCGGCUGCAUACAAGGUGCUAUUUGCCGCCGCUUGGGUCUGGCCAGGCGUCAUCAUUCUCUUGCUUCCUUUCAUUCCCGAGUCUCCCUACUUCCUCGUCAUGAGAGAUGAACUUGACAAAGCUCAAAAAUCCCUCGCACGACUUGGAAACAAUCCUUCGCAGGUCACGCCCCUCCUAGAUCAAAUCGUCCGAGUCAACGAAGAGGAAAAGGCCCGAAGUGCUGCCGCCGAGGGAGCCAGUUUCCUCGAAUGCUUCCGCGGUAUUAACUGGCGUCGUACCCGAAUUAUCCUUAUUUGCAACGGUCUCUCGCAGGUCGUCGGUGCUAGUUUCAUGUCCAACGGUCCUUAUUUCCUUGUCUCGGCAGGUAUGUCCUCGGCUAAGAUUGGUAUGAUGACUGAGAUUGGUAUUGGCUUUGGUCUUGCCAGUUCCAUUUUGACUGCCUAUCUCAUGGCGAAAUGUGGACGUCGAAGACUAAUCAUGUUCGGUCUGUCUCUUUCGACCGUGUUUUACACUGUGAUGGGAAUUGCCGGAUGCUUCCCAAAUUCAACCACCGCGUUAUGGGUUAUCGGUGUCUUCCUCGAACUGACCUGGUGGGUCUACGGUCCAGCCAUCGGCCCAGCCAUGUCGAUAGCCGGAGAAGUCUCCGCAGUGCGUCUCCGCGCAAAGUCCAUGGCUGUAGGAUUCACAUUCAACUACUUUUUCUCUACCGUCUGGAACGUGGUUAUGCCGUACUUGUACAACCCAGAUGAGGCCCAUCUAGGCGGCAAGAUCGGAUGGAUCUUCUCUUUCUUGGGUCUUGUUACCCUGGCUAUCAUCCACUUUGAGGUACCGGAGACCAAGGGACGGUCCUUUGAAGAUUUGGAUGAGAUGUUCAAUGAGAAGGUCAGCACUCGGGGAUUCCGUACAUACCAGUGCUGUCUGCCCCAAGAGCUGCGGAAGCUUGAUGAUGAGUAG
Molecule: messenger RNA, 1569 nt
Organism: Penicillium subrubescens
Lineage: Eukaryota; Fungi; Ascomycota; Eurotiomycetes; Eurotiales; Aspergillaceae
Product: maltose permease Mal61
Exons: 5
Coding region: 1-1569 (522 amino acids)
Biological process (GO): transmembrane transport; carbohydrate transport
Cellular component (GO): membrane
Molecular function (GO): carbohydrate:proton symporter activity
Source: RefSeq, a predicted model, not a curated record